AUGUACGAGGGUUUUCAGGCCCCCGAGAUUGGCCGCAAGCAAGAGUGCUGGAAGUUACUUCAGCUCAGUGAAUGUGUGAGCUUAUCAGAGCGCCCUAAUGAGAGCGGCCCAAAGGACACCCGGGUCUUCAGCAUCGAGACUACUCAGAGGGUAUACCUUAUUGCCAGUGAGGCCUCCGAAGAGCCAAAUUGGGUGAGGGCACUCUGCGGCUUGGCAUUUCCUCAGGUAAGACCUAGACCCAGCAAGCAUGUCAAAAUGGCAGGGGUUAGAACUCCUCCAGAACCUCCACAGUACUCCUCCACCACUGUAAAAACAUCAAAGGGUCAAUUUGCGGUGCGGGUGAGACAGACGGAAGCUUCGACUCGGUGUGGUCUCUCUGGUGUGUACACACUUGUAGCAGAAAGCAAAUGCCUGUUGCUGCGAGACCGUCAGGUGGGCAAUCUCCUAUACAGCUGGCCUUAUCCAUAUCUAAGAAGAUUUGGGAGAGACAAGACUAUGUUUUCAUUUGAAGCUGGUCGUCGUUGUACUUCUGGAGAGGGAAACUUUGAAUUUGAGACAUCCUUUGGAAGUCAGAUCUUCCAGGCCAUUGAAAGUGCUAUUAAAACUGGUCACAAUGAUGCCUCCUCACCAACUGGCCAUGAACAACACCAUGAGGAACUUUCCGCUGUGCCAAGGCAACCUGCCCGCUCUGCUUCUCUGAUUGUAGCUCCUUCACCCCAACCCUUGUGUCCUCAGAACAAGGUGCCCACUAACCCCACCAUUCCAGAGAGCGAGUAUGCUGUUCCUUUUGAUAAAGUGGCUCAAAACCUCUUAGCCACGGGAUUUGGUGGUCUUCUUGGUCCAUCAGCACAGAAGAAACCAAGAAAACCUCAGAAGCCUGAGCAUAUCUAUGACGAACCAGAAGUUCCUGUUAAUCCAGUGUAUGAUGAGCCAGAGGGCAUUAGGGUGGAUGCCUGGAAAAUUCAAGCUACUGAUGCCCAUGAAAUGGGCUAUGAAUAUCCUUAUUUACCAGGAUGGGAUGAUUAUGCAGUGCCCAGAAGUGGAGGAAAAAUGGAAGGUGGAAGAGGCCAGGACGAUGAAGAUGAGUGGGGAACACAGGCAAGAGGGGAAAGGGAAUAUGACAACAUUACAUUACGUGGAGUUCUGGACAGCUAA
Staurois parvus is the source of this 1155-nucleotide messenger RNA. Lineage: Eukaryota; Metazoa; Chordata; Amphibia; Anura; Ranidae. The record is from the annotation of a GenBank genome assembly.